Rotaria socialis is the source of this 2694-nucleotide messenger RNA. The record is from the annotation of a GenBank genome assembly. Lineage: Eukaryota; Metazoa; Rotifera; Eurotatoria; Philodinida; Philodinidae.
AUGGAGGUUAGUUCGACAAUAGCAAAAACAUUUAAACGAUUUACAAUACCCCGAAGUACUUCAUCCAUCGGCUCGUUUACAACAUCAAACGGUACUGCCGCUAGUAGAGAACAGAAUUCAGUAGAAUCAACACCACAAUCUUCACAUCAUAAACAUCCACCAUUAUCCUAUGCUCAACAUUGUCGACCGAUUCAACAACAUCAUUCACAAGAGAAUUUAAACGCAUCAACUGUACAAAAAACAAAUAGAAGUUUUUCUACUCGACCCGUAAGUGGAGAUAUUUCAACAUAUAUGAUUCGUUCAGCAUCAACGGAAUUUAAUUCAUCCACGAAUGAAAAUACAACGAAAAAAAGCAAAAUGAGUUUUACUAAUAAAAAAUCUUCAAAUAUACGUGAUAUUAAUUUUAAUCAUAUAAAAGAAUCUUCUUUGGAUGAUGAUGAUGAUAAUAAUAAUAAUAAUAAUAAUAAUACCGAAAACAAUGAUAAUACAAUAAAAACACAUGAAAAACAACGCUCAUCAUUUAAAUCUUUAUUAACAAAAAAAUUUCAACCAUUAACUGUUUCAUCAUCUGUCAACAUAACAGCUAAACAGAAAAAACCACGUAAUUCAUUUCGUCAAUUCUCUCAAUUUCUUAAACGAAGUCAUAGUACGAAUACAGAUCUAUCAGUAAUAGCUAAAUCUAAUAAUCAACAAAGUUCACAUAAUGUUAAUCUUGUUCAUCAACAUGUACAACCUGAAUUUUCCGAUGAAUUCAAUUCAACACAUUUAACACGUUCAAAUACAACUGUUAUUUGUAAUGCGAAUAGUGCAACAUUAGUACCGAUAUCUGAAGAAGAAAAUUGUCUACCAAUAAAACAACAACAACAACAACAACAACAAAAUAGAUUAAAAUCAUCAAACGAUCAUGUUGAUCAAACCAAUCCAAAUCAAAUGAAUAAUGGAAUGACAACUCAUCAACCUAUAACAAAAACUAUAUCUAGCCUUAGUGCAUCGUCAUCAUCAUCGAUUUCGGGUACUUCAUCGACAUCGAAUAAAUAUCACAAUUAUAAUAAUCAAUCUCAAUUACAAGAUGGUUCAAUUAAACCAACAAAAUCUUCUUCAUCACCAGUGACAUCAAACUCUGAUAAAACCCUUUCUACUGUUAUGAAUAAUAAUCGUACUAAUAAAUCCUUUUUGACUAAAACAAUAAGUAUUCAUGGAGAUGUUAGUCAUUUAAUGAAUAAUCAUCACUUAUCAACAUCGAAUGCAAACACUAACAAAGAACGAACAGUCAUUCAUCAAACUAUGUCAUUAAGUGCAGACUGUGAAAAUGCAAACAGCAUGAAUCAGCAAAUGACAAAAGUUAAAAUGCGUGACCAUAGUGCAAAAAAGAAAAAAGGACUUCGUGAACUUAAAUCACGUAUAUCAUUACCACCUGAAUUAAAAAAUGGUUUAUCACAGCGCACAAAUAAUAAUAAUAAUAAUGUUAGUUAUCAAACAAACGACUCAAAUAAUAUUAGAUCAAAAUUAUCGCAACGUUCAUCUUAUUAUCAAACAACGUCUGCAUCAGUUCAAGCACUUGACGAGGCUUUAAAUCAAUCUAAUAUAUCAUCAUCACAUUUAUCACCAUAUUUUAGUUCAAGUUCAGGUGGACAAUUAAGUCGAAAUGAACAUCGACUUUCAAUGCUUGAUCUUGGCUUCGGAAAAAUUGAGUCGUACGUCAAAUUGGAAAAAUUAGGAGAAGGUACUUAUGCAACAGUUUAUAAAGGAACGUCUACUUUACAUACUGGUUUUAUUGCAUUGAAAGAAAUUCGACUUGAACAAGAAGAAGGUGCGCCAUGCACAGCACUACGUGAAGUGAGCCUAUUGAAAGGCCUCAAACAUAAUAAUAUUGUUAGUUUAUAUGAUAUUAUAUUUGAUAAAACAACAUUAACACUUGUAUUUGAAUAUGUUGAAAAAGAUUUAAAACAAUAUAUGGAUGAUUGUGGAAAUAUACUGCGUAUGAAUAAUGUUCACUUGUUUUUAUUUCAACUUUUGCGUGGUCUCGAAUAUUGUCAUGCUAGAAAAAUUCUUCAUCGUGAUUUAAAGCCACAAAAUUUAUUAAUUAAUGAACGUGGUGAAUUAAAAUUAGCUGAUUUCGGUCUUGCUCGUAUUAAAUCAUUUCCAACAAAAACAUAUUCCCAUGAAGUUGUUACAUUAUGGUAUAGGCCACCAGAUGUUUUACUUGGUAGUACAGAAUAUUCUACACCCAUUGAUAUAUGGGCUGUUGGGUGUAUUUUUUAUGAGAUGGCAUGUGGUCGACCAUUAUUUGCCGGUACAAAAGUUGAUGAAGAAUUAAAUUUAAUAUUUAAAUAUCUUGGGACACCAACUGAACAAACAUUACCCGGUGUUACAUCGAAUCCUGAUUUUCAAGCAUUGAGACUACCUUUCUAUCAUGGUGAACCAUUGAAACGUUUAGCAACACGACUUGAUCAAACUGGUAUUAAUUUAUUAGAUAAAUUCUUACGUUAUAAUCCAAAUUGUCGAAUAUCUGCGCGAGAUGCAAUGAUGGAUGAACUGUUUUCAACUUAUCCACCAGAAAUACAUACGUUAGACCCAAUACGAUCAAUAUUAGAUUUAAAUGGAAUCGUUCUAAUGAAAGACCAUGGGUCAAAGUUUAUUUCAUCAUCGCUUAUGAAAACGGCUAUUUCGAAACGAUCGAGUGUUCAUCUGUGA